UGUAUCGUUUUGUGUAAUUUUGUCUUAUAAACUCGUCGCAAAUUCAGUGAGAAUGGAUCUUAUAAAGAGUGAAUUAAGGUUCUCGUUCUCUGAUAGGAGACCUCCCAUGUUGAUGUGAGUCUUUGGACAGACUUAUCACCCACUGGAGGAAAUUUCAGAUUUCGUGGUAGCUGACCUUUUUGCCAUUUGCUUCAUUUAAGUGAUUGGAGAAAGUCAUCCAUGGUGUGACCGAUCAACAAGUCCAGCAUGCAUUCAUCAUAGUGACCAAACAGAUGUGUUUGAGAUUGUGAAAUUGGGAGUCCAGAACUUUUAAAUUGUUAUUGAUCUGGUGCUUGAGUUUCUAUUUCUACCAUAAAGACAAACACUGAUGAUGUGAUUUCUCUAAGUCACGUCUGAUGUGUAUGCUAUGCUGUAGUGCUGUGCAGAACAGAACGAAUAGCGGGAACAGUAGAUAAUCCAGUCUCACAUGAUCUCCAUAAAUAAGUUAUUGCAGUUUCAUUCUCAUUGAAUCGGACACAUCGAUGCGAGCUUUGUUAGUUCUACAGGUGGCUGUAUAUAAGAUACAACAGAGGAGCACGUCAUCGAUGUUGAACUGGCGAAUUUUCAAUGAUAUCAAGAUCAGGAUCUAUUUUUAUUUGGCCGCUGCUCAUUAGGAUCAUUAUUUGCUAAUUUAUUGUGGUGAAUUGCCCCCCUAUAGGAUAGUGGGCCAAUUACAUGCGCUUGUGUUAGCAGUAACAAUGGAGCAAGGCCGGAACUACAUGUAGCUUGCAGUUGCAUUUCAUCUUUUCCAGAUGUAGUCGGAACGUUCUCUUUCUGGGACUUCUGUGAUACUUCAUAUUGUCCAUCCAUAGUGUUUUUCCAUCCAGGUUAUUUCCAUCCAUAAAAGGACAAGUCUUGUCCAGUCCAAUGUAUCCAUAUCAAGAAUGUAGACUUCACCGUCCAUUCUGACUUAGUAUGAACUUAAAACAAGUGUGAGUCGCUUCGGUGGACACAUGCCUGAUGAGAGAAUAUACAAAACUUGUUAAAAUAUUUCAACUAGGUUAUGAAAAUAUUUAUUUUAUAAGAUACAACUCGAGAAUCACCCAGAGGAAUUCAUAGGGUAUUGAAGCAUUCUCCAGAUGCAGAUAUUCGUCCAGAUUCUCCCUCGCCAUUCGUCUAUCCAUCCAGUGACCUCAAGUUCCUUCCAGGCAAUAUCAACAAACUAGAGAAGUAUUUGAGAAAUUUCAAAAUAGUGUCUAAUACAAAAACGCCCAGUGUUGUGUAAAACAUUUACAUCAAGAUUCCAUUCUACGGAAGACAUACAUAAUUCAAGCUCUUGAAGUAUAUUGCCAGAAAUAUUGUAAUUCGUCCAUUAAUGUCCUGCCCUUGAAUCCAUCCAGGUAAACACCUGUGUGAUUUCAUUGGGAAACAAGUGUUCACUUGACAACUGUACCGUCCAUGCUUUUGUGAAGUGGUUGUUUCGAGUAUCAUUUCCAUCCAUUUAACUGGAUCAUUCACUGGAAUAAUUGGUCAAGAAGUUUUAUUAGAGUUGUAGUGAAUUGUAUCUUGUUAUGUGUUAUUCUUAGGAGGAUUUACAUUUACCCUUUUCUUCUGUGCAAGAACGUGACCACAAGUAUAACUAGAGUGAAUUAUUUGUGAUCAACAACCGUCCUUCAAAUCGAAUCAGGUGAACCUGAAUUGAUGUGGUAUACUUUACUGUUGGUCUCAAGAAGGAUAACAUGGUGCAUUUGGAACCAAACUUUCCGAGUUAGGAUACCGUACCAAAUUCAGUAUGACCUUUAGGAUUCCAGUUCUUGUUGAAUUUAUCCAGGAUUAAAACUUCGGCACCAUGAAUUACUACGGAGAGAGGGACCUGAUAAGCUGUUUAAGGAAGCAUGCUCAUGAGAGACUGCCUCAGGAGUUGGACAUCAUCUUCAGUUUCCUGCACGGCCUGGAAGCACUGCGGUCCCUUCGCGAGCCAUCACUGAGGGCAAUAUGCCGCCAUGUCAGAUACGAACACCACCAGGCUAAUUCUAUUCUCUAUUGUGCUGGUGAGAUGAACACUUGUUGGUACAUCCUGAUGGCUGGCUCUGUCUUCAUCGAUAACUCCAUGUAUCUGCCCAGAAGCUGCUUUGGCAAACGCACUGCCACGAGUAACCGUCGUCCCAAUGAGUGCCUCGUAUUGGAACCGUCAGAUAUGAUAGUGAUUGACUAUCCUGAUGUGCACUUGAUGAAAACGAGUCAACAACCGCCAUGUGCGAAUAUGAAUUAUGAUCAAAUGUUACCUAAUAAUCACAAUGAUACCCAGAUGUCACAUGAAGUAAGGAGCGCAAGGGGCAGACACGCCUCCGAGGGGUGUAUAGACACGCUGGAGUUACCCGUGCCUAUGCUGCCUCGACAUGAUCAGUUCCAGCGUACUGACCAAUACCUCAAGAGAAACUCACGCGCCAGUGACACGUCGAGUGCGUACUCUGGCUCCGACAUGAUGCAGUCGUCCAUCGAUGACCAAGAUAUGACCGUGGAUCUGAGCGGAUUGGCCGAGAGUUUGGUUGAUUCGGAUGACGAAGAGGGAAGUUAUGCAGAGUCAAAUGAUUCGUAUGUGGUGCGAGAUACGGUUAGGGAAUGUCUUGAAAAGGAUCCCGCAGACAGGAAUGAAGAUGAUAUUGAGAUACUGCUGGAUUUCAUGCAGCAUUUUCCCGCAUUUAUGAAUAUGACAUUGGCAACAAGACGCGAAUUCUGUGCCGUCAUGGUGUUUGCCGUUGUUGAAAAAGCCGGGACUAUCGUGAUGAACGAUAGUGAAGAAUUAGACUCUUGGUCGGUGAUAUUGAAUGGUCAGGUUGAGAUCGUCCGCCCCGAUGGAAGGAUAGAGGAGCUGACUAUGGGUGACAGUUUUGGUAUCACCCCGACCAUGGAAAAACUCUAUCACAAGGGUACCAUGCGAACUAUGAUCGAUGACUGCCAGUUCGUGUGUAUAGCGCAGGCAGAUUACUACCGGAUUCUCCACCAGGGGGAGGAGAACACCAUCCGCCAUGAGGAAGAAGGCAAGGUUACCCUUGUCACUGAGAAACGUCUCCUUGAUGGCGGGAGGAAGGCACAGAUAACCAUUAGGGCGACCGCUGAGAGACUGAUGACUCACUUGGUGGAUGAGCAUUCAUCCGUCGACCCAACCUACGUAGAGGACUUCCUGCUCACUUAUCGAACGUUCCUCAAGAGCCCAGUGGAUGUAGCCAAUAAACUAUUACUGUGGUUCAAUGACCCCAUUCUAAAGGACAGAGUUACGCGUGUGGUGCUUCUAUGGGUGAACAACCACUUCAAUGACUUCGAGACGGAGCCCGUCAUGAGUGACUUCCUGGAGAAGUUUGAGAAACUCUUAGAACGAGAGAGAAUGUCAGGUCAGAUGCGCUUGCUGAGUAUAGCCUGUGCUGCCAAGGCCCGGCCACGGACUGUAACACUGACGAGGUCAACGAAGGAUGAGAUCCUACACUUCUCGGUGCUUGGUGGCUUGGAACGCAACUGUGGGAUAUUUAUUUCAAAAGUGGAGCGAGGGUCCAAAGCGAAUGAGGCAGGCCUCAAACGAGGGGACCAACUUAUCGAGGUGAACGGAUACAACUUUGAACAAGUCACGCACAUGAGAGCACUGGAAAUACUCCGAGGGACCACACAUCUGUCAAUCACCGUGCGGUCAAAUCUCCUUGGACAGCGAUUUCUUCCCCUCUGUGGUGCGCCCUGGUUUGCCUCCUCGUCAGGUCAGCCCCUUCUUGAUCUUGGAAUAAAGUCAUUCAGGGAUUCCAUUCUUCAGCCAGAAAAUGCCCCAUCACGCCCUCUCAAGAAACACCAAAUCCAGAAACUACAAUCAGACCCACGGCAGAGAUUAUCGGUGCCUGAUCUGGACGGGGUGCCACCGGUCAUCUCCCAACAGAAGGAGAAGAAGGCCGACAAGAAAGACAAGGGCAUGAAUGCGACUCAUAAGACCAAAAUACGGAAGGCUCUCAUGAAGAUGAAUAUAUUACCAAAGAAUGGAAACAGUGAUAACCUUGGCGUGUCAGAUGAGACGUUCCUCUCCAGAUCUCGGGCCUCAUCUGGGUCCUCUCACAGUUCCUCCACGCUUGGCUCACAUCUCAGCGCCAGUAACCCAGACCUCACCUCAUACGCCUAUGCGUUUGACGACUCCAAAAAUGACUUUCCAGAGCAUGUUUUAAAAGUGUUUAAAUCGGAUCAGAUGUGUAAAUAUUUUCUUGUACAUAAGGAGACGACGGCUCGGGAGGUGGUCAUGUUGGCCCUUCGGGAGUUUGGAAUAACAGAUCCAAGCAGUAAUUACUCACUAUGUGAGGUGAUCGUUGAAGGCGAGAAUUUUAUAAAACAGAAGAGAUUACCAGACCAGUUGUCCAAUCUUCCUGAUCGGAUCGCCCUCAAUGGCAGAUAUUACUUGAAAAAUAACAUGUCAACAGAGACGUUAGUUCCUGACGACAUGGCAGGGGAGCUGAUGAAGGAGAAUGUGAUAGGACUUCUACAGUUAAACAGCACACAGAUCGCUGCUCAGCUCACCCUCGACGACUUCCAGAUAUUCCAGAAUGUUGAGUUGACAGAAUAUGUGGACGAUCUGUAUGAGUUGAAGUCGAGAUUCGGCAUACCAAACUUAAAGAAAUUUGCUGAGCUCGUGAAUCGUGAGAUGUUCUGGGUGGUGACUGAAGUGUGCAGUGAACAAAACUUGAUCAAAAGAUCAAAAAUAAUCAAACAUUUCAUCAAAACUGCAAAGCACUGCAAGGAAUGUAAGAACUUCAACUCGAUGUUCUCCAUCCUGAGUGGACUCGGUCAUGGUUCAGUUUGCCGGUUACGACAGACCUGGGAUAAGGUGCCAAAUAAAUACAUCAAAAUGUUUGAGGAUUUACAAGAUCUGAUGGAUCCGUCGAGGAAUAUGUCUAAAUACAGGAAUCUUAUUCACAAUGAACACCUGCACCCACCUAUGAUUCCAUUUUUCCCCGUUGUGAAGAAAGAUCUGACAUUUAUCCACCUUGGCAACGACUCAUCUGUUGAUGGCCUCGUCAACUUUGAGAAACUCCGGAUGAUUGCGAAGGAGAUACGAGCAAUAGGGCACAUGUGUUCAGCUAAAUAUGUGAGUGGUGACAUGAGUUCCAUGUUCAUCCGACCCGGCAUGAACCUGAACGCCUUCGCCAUGUUCACCCCCUCAGCGACAGUCGCCAGCGUAGCAACCAUGAGGCGGAAGUCUCGACGGGCCUCCACGAUACCAAAUCCCAAGAAGAUGUACGAGGAGGCUCAGAUGGUACGGCGGGUCAAGACGUACCUCAGUAACCUGACCGUGAUCUUUGAUGAGGAGAAGCUGAAGGAGUUGUCACAUCAGUGUGAGGCCCCUGCCCCAAACUUGCGAAAGCGUGACCAAUCCCCAACACUGAGCACAGUGAGCUCGAACUCGGACAACCAACGACCAAAAUUCGGUGCUUCGUCCCCAGAAGCGGUACGGAAGCUGAUGUCUCUAUCUGGGAAAAGUCGGCCAUUGAAUCCGAAACAUGCCUACCUCCCACCUCCAAGUAGUCCCAAUAUUCCUCGACGGCAGGGACAGUUAGGCCCCCAGGGGUCGCCACGUCAGGUCUUACCUCAUCCACAUCCUCAUCCUUCCAUUCAUUUGUCACCAGAGAGUUCAUCGGUGGUCAGUCUCAGCAGUAUGGCACUAAGAAAAUCAAAAACAUCAGGUUCUGUAGGAUCAGGGGAAUCAGACAGCCCAACUAACAGUAUUGGUAGCUAUCAACAUCCAUUCGAGACCGACUCGGGUCACAACAGUGUCACAUCAUCCAACUUUGAUGCACACAGCACAAGUUCUAUCGGCUCGGGUAACUCACCUCCUAUGCCACGGCGGGGUGCACCCCCUACUGUGGUGCACCCAUAUCCAAUUCAGCCAUGUCCGAAUAGGCCUCCCUUACCAUCGUACGAUAUUGCUGUUCAAAACGCAUCUGCCAGAGCAUACAGCCAUUACAUCACACAGCAAUACACACAGAUGAGACCUCCCGUCAUAAGAAGGCCACCUGUCCCCCCUGAUUACUACUCCGCAACUCAGCAGCACUUUCAUCGAAGGAAGCACAUCGCAGACCAUGGCAGAGCUCAUUCUCAUGAAGGGGUGUUGGGCGGGUACUAUCAUUAUGAAUCGUCAGAUUCAGAGGAGCAAGUGACAAUCUGCUGUGAUGAGGAGGGUGAGCGUGAACAAGUGUCUGCCGUAUGACUAGAGCCUAAAUCAUAAGCCAUCAUUUCCCAUUCCAUGGUCUCGUACCAGUCAGCUAUGCACGUGGCAGGCCCGGCCUUGUCUUCAGCUGGACAAUGGUGUUCUUCGACAUCUUCUCCAUGGGGCAGUUGAGUCUUCAUCAGAUGCACACGUCUCCAGCUAAUGCAUCUCUCAUUGGAGAUAUGAUUUAAGUCUGAGGUCAUGCUCAUUGGAGAUAUGAUUCAAGUCUGAGGUCAUGCUCAUUGGAGAUAUGAUUCAAGUCUGAGGUCAUGCUCAUUGGAGAUAUGAUUCAAGUCUGAGGUCAUGCUGAGCUGUUUACUAUUCAUUAGGAGGUGUAGUAUCAUUCAAUGUCAAUGGAACAUUUUCAAGUCGAUAAUUGGAGACUGUGACUUUUAUAAAGUUAUAUUAUUCUAUGGAUGUGCUAUACCUUUCUACAUGUAGUUUCAAUUGAGGUUGUUCUCAUUCUGAGAACUAGCAAAUUUCAAUUGCAUCAGUGGUCAUUGAAGUAAUACUGUCUUAUCAAAAUAUCUAACAUAUGCAUACAUUGUAAAUUCCUCUCAAAAUGUUGUAAUAUUUCGGAAGCUUCCAAAAUAGACCUUUCACUAUGCAGACAAGUUGAUUUUAGUGCAAUAAUUUCCCAAUUUUGUGACUAUAAAAAUCAAAAAUGUUUGCCUAAAGUUUUGCUUGAAAUUCGCCCGAGUUUCUGAUGUUAUUUUGUGACAUCCUGUAUGUAUGGCUUGUGAUAAAACUCUCGGCUUAAAGGGUGUCCAUAGGCAGGAGUCUGGUGGGCCACAGCAAGUUACAUAACAUUGCAGAUAGGUGUCUGCACCAUUCAUGCUUGUACAGAACAGUUGCCUAGUGUUACAGAUUAGUCUGGAUGCUAUAAGUUGGACCUCUCACCUCCUGCCUCACCCCGAAAUGAGAGGACUUGUUUUCCUCAGUAGAUGACCAGGAUAGAUAAGAGAUAAGGAUCAUGAUGUUUUGUUUCUCUGUAAGCUGAAAAGGGAAUGGUUGCUUAUGAUUCCUCGAAAGUGAAAGUGGCGAAUAGCGCCACAUAUUAAAGAGACGAUGACUGUGAUAUUGAAUAUGAAUUAUAAUGUAUUCCAAGAAAUCUUUGCACAAAUUUGAAAGUACUGAAAGCUCCGAAAGUUCAAGUUGUUGUUGUGGUUAGAAGGCCAGUCAUGAUAGUCACGAAAAUGAAUGCAGCAAAGAUGUUUUGGUUUACAGUUGGGGAUUAUUUCAAAGGGGGCAGCACCUGAUUUGUAGACGUUGUGCUGCCAUGUAGAAAGUUCAUUCAGGAAAGUGUCUUUGAGAGGACCUUAUAAGGCCUGCGAUAUCAUUUUAUGGAUGCAAGUCUUAACUUAAUGCAAGAAGGAUUUUAAGAGUGAUAAAUUCAUAGCACUUUCUUACUCCAAACUUAUUCCCUAACUUUUUAGAAGGCACUGUACAAUUCAGCCCAUGUAAACCCUUUCCCACAUAAGGUGAGGUUCUAAAGUGGGGAUGGAUGUGGACAGGUGUGUACGUCCGCAUUUGUUGUGCAGUUUUGAUUUCUGCCUGGAGUGCCACCAAGAUAGUGGUGAUAACGGUUCUAAACCAAUUUGUCGGUGUCUUUGAAAGGGUUGAUAUGGGCACCUCUUCAGAAAUCUUUCAAUGUCGUGUACAUAAGGCAUAACCACGCAUUCAUGUAGCUUAUUUCGAGGUAUUCAGCGGAAUCGUGUUCAUGUGUUAGAUCUAGAGUUGGUCUGCCAUUUUUUAUUAGCGACAAUGGUGUCUGAAGAGCUGGCAGCAUAGGGAGUAGGGAUGACCCCAGUUUUCAUCUAGAGGUUGAGUCAUUACAAUGUUGGUUAUUGUAAGUUGUCUUAAUAAUUUUCCAUCUUUGGGAUCAUUCAUUUGUAUCAUUCUAACUGGAUUGGUUCCAAGUAUCUCCAACGGCUAAUCAAAUGUGAGAUAUUUUCUUAGUAUUAUGGGAUGUCUGCUUCUCGGCAGGGCAUUUGUGAUUGGUUGAGUGCCAAUUGCCUUCCUGCAGUGACUUGUUGAAUUAUUGUCUCUUGACCAAUCAGAGACGAGACAUGACAUCAAGUGCCAUUAUGUUUGACAGAACAAAAUCACUGCAUUAUGAAUAUCAUGUGAUGUCAAAUGAAAAGACUUAUCGACUCUUUAUUAUUGAAGAUUGUGCUACACAUGCAAAAUUGGUGAAUUACCAAAUUUUCUUUAAUGAACUUUUUUUCCCAGUUUAGGAAUUUCUGUUUAUGGUGCUUCAUUAUGUAUAAAAGUUCAUGUAAUCCUUCAUAAUGUAAAUCAGGCUUGCUAAACAGGUCUGAUUGUAUGUAUAUGUAUUGUCUAUUUCCUUGUAUAGUUUGUUCUAAUAUUAGAUGUACAUAUUGUAUAUGGAAUUAUGUAAAAUAAAUAGCAAGUUUUAUACUGUGAGUAA
Molecule: messenger RNA, 8642 nt
Organism: Lineus longissimus
Lineage: Eukaryota; Metazoa; Nemertea; Pilidiophora; Heteronemertea; Lineidae
Product: rap guanine nucleotide exchange factor 6-like
Exons: 30
Coding region: 1829-6211 (1460 amino acids)
Biological process (GO): Ras protein signal transduction; positive regulation of GTPase activity
Cellular component (GO): plasma membrane; apical plasma membrane
Molecular function (GO): guanyl-nucleotide exchange factor activity; protein binding
Source: RefSeq, a predicted model, not a curated record